Misgurnus anguillicaudatus (oriental weatherfish) is the source of this 2146-nucleotide messenger RNA. RefSeq names its product tumor protein p73 (gene tp73). Gene Ontology annotation, molecular function: protein binding; RNA polymerase II cis-regulatory region sequence-specific DNA binding; DNA-binding transcription factor activity, RNA polymerase II-specific. NCBI's taxonomy places the organism in Eukaryota, Metazoa, Chordata, Actinopteri, Cypriniformes, Cobitidae. Gene Ontology annotation, biological process: protein tetramerization; regulation of transcription by RNA polymerase II; apoptotic process. Gene Ontology annotation, cellular component: nucleus. The record is from RefSeq and is a predicted model, not a curated record.
AUCGACACACGAUCUUAAAUACAACCGUUUUUCUCUGUGACGCAUUCACCUGUGAAUUCUUCUCUAGGAUAUGGAUGGUAAUAUUUUUGGGCUGGUCAGUUUAAGCAUCGUGUGAUCUUCCCAGCGGUGGAUUUUUCAACAUCCAGGAUGUCCCAGUCAUCCACUGCUGAUGAGGGUACAACCUUUGAGCACUUGUGGAGUACACUAGAGCCAGACAGCACAUAUUAUGAGCUACCACAGCCAGGACACUCAGGGGAUAGGGUGGCUACUAGCAGCCUGCCCAGCAACCGCGCUGAAGUCUGCAUGGACGUUUACCACAUGAGAGACAUGAACGACAAUGUGAUGUCUCAGUACAGCCUGCUGAGCAGCAGCAUGGAACAAAGUUUGGGGAACAGAGCAGCUUCGACCAGUCCGUACAGCUCAGAGAACACCUCCAACGUGCCAACGCCGUCACCCUACUCCCAGCCGAACUCCACUUUCGAGGCCAUGUCUCCAGCCCCGGCCAUCCCGUCCAACACCGACUACCCCGGGCCUCACAACUUUGAGGUCACCUUUCAGCAGUCUAGCACCGCCAAAUCAGCCACCUGGACGUACUCGCCAUUGCUAAAGAAACUGUACUGUCAGAUCGCCAAGACCUGUCCGAUUCAGAUCAAACUGGCUGCCAACCCUCCCAAUGGCAGCGUGAUACGAGCCAUGCCCAUAUACAAGAAGGCCGAACACGUCACAGAAGUGGUCAAGCGCUGCCCUAACCAUGAACUCGGAAGGGAGUUUAAUGAAAGUCAAACAGCUCCCGCAAGUCACUUGAUACGAGUGGAGGGCAAUAAUUUGUGUCAGUAUGUAGAUGACCCUGUGACAGGUCGACAGAGCGUUCUCGUGCCAUAUGAAGCUCCUCAGGUGGGCACUGAGUUCACAACCAUUCUGUAUAAUUUCAUGUGCAACAGCAGUUGUGUUGGUGGAAUGAAUCGCAGGCCUAUCCUCAUCAUCAUCACGCUGGAGACACGAGACGGACAGGUCCUGGGUAGGCGUUCGUUUGAGGGACGGAUCUGUGCGUGUCCUGGCCGAGAUCGCAAAGCAGACGAGGAUCAUUUCAGAGAACAACAGGCUUUAAAUGACAGUGUGGCCAAAAAUGGAAAUGCCUGCAAACGAAAUUUCAAACAGACUCCAGCCAAUAUGACAGGACCUCCCAUCAACAUAAAGAAAAGACGACACGGAGAAGAGGAGAUGUAUUACAUACCAGUGCGUGGCCGGGAAAACUUUGACAUCCUGAUGAAGAUAAAAGACAGUUUGGAACUUGUGGAGUUUGUACCACAGCAGUUAGUGGACUCCUACAGACAACAACAACAACAGAUCCUACAGAGACAGGGUCAUGUUUCAUCUCCAUCACACUAUGGCUCCAUCAAUAACAUGAAUAAGAUUCAUGGGCCCAUCAACAAGCUUCCCUCGGUCAACCAGCUUGUAACACAGCAGACCCAGCAGAACGCAGGGCCCUCUGGAGCCAUGUCACAUAUGGGUACGAACAUGUUGGGUGGACAUCACAUGCAGUCUAAUGGUGAUGUGAAUGGAGGUCACCCAUCACAGUCUAUAGUGUCCACCUCUCACUGUACCCCUCCCCCACCUUACAACCCCGACCCAAGUCUCGUCAGUUUCUUAACCAGCCUGGGCUGCCAAAACUGUAUCGACUACUUCACGUCGCAGGGACUCCAGAGUGUUUACCACCUUCAGACUCUUACCAUGGAGGAUCUUGGGGCCCUGAAGAUUCCUGAGCAGUUCCGGUUGGCGAUCUGGAGGGGCCUGCAGGACAUGAAGCAGGGUCACGAUUACGGCCAGCAACUUAUUCGCUCCAGCAGCAACAUGGCCACUAUGGCCAUCGGCCCUGGAGGAGAGCUACAGCGUCAGCGUGUGAUGGAGGCCGUACACUUUAGAGUGCGUCACACCAUCACCAUCCCAAACCGUGGAGGGUCUACAGGGGGUGAGGAGUGGGGGGACUUUGGUUUUGAUAUGCCAGACUGCAGGAUACACAGGCACCCGAUAAAAGAAGAGUAUGCAGAAAGUGACGUUCACUGAAUGACGAUCCUCCAAGAUGGCGUCUUUGUUUCUAUGUUGCUCGUAUGGUUCUCGCUUUCUUAAAACUGCAAUGGACAGUUUA